Molecule: messenger RNA, 2160 nt
Organism: Erinaceus europaeus (western European hedgehog)
Lineage: Eukaryota; Metazoa; Chordata; Mammalia; Eulipotyphla; Erinaceidae
Gene: FGF7
Product: fibroblast growth factor 7
Exons: 4
Coding region: 623-1207 (194 amino acids)
Biological process (GO): positive regulation of DNA-templated transcription; lung development; cell differentiation
Cellular component (GO): cytoplasm
Molecular function (GO): growth factor activity; type 2 fibroblast growth factor receptor binding
Source: RefSeq, a predicted model, not a curated record
UCCUUUUACUCUCGCUGUUGUAUUCAACUAACAGCUUACUGGUUAAGUUUUAAUUGCUUCCAAUGAGGUCAGCAAAGGUAUUUAUCAAAAAGCCCUGAAUAAAAGGCUCCACAUACACACACAGACAGAUAGACACAGACACACACACUCACACACACAUAUACACAAGAACACACGCGCUUACACAGAGAGAAAAAUCCUCUUGCCUGUUGAUUUAUGGAAACAAUUAUGAUUCUGCUGGAGAAUUUCUCAGCUGAGAAAUAGUUUGUAGCUACAGUAGAGAGGCUCAAGUUGCACAAGGCAGACAACAGACAUGGAAUUCUUGUGUAUCCAGCUGUUAUCAACAGAACAAAAGUCAAGUAGCAAACAACGCCAUAGCAACUGAGUGUAUUACAACCUGAUCUUUAAAAAUAAGGAUAUAACAAGCUAUUUUUUAAAAGGAGGCCUGUGUGGUUAUCAGCAACUAAAAGGAUAAGGCCAAUAUUUUGGAAAGUGCAACCAUUUUUCCUGAAGCCAAGCUACGAUUUACAGAGAGGAAGAGGUCAAUGACCUAGAAGCAGCAAUCAAUUCAAGAUUCAAUUUUCAUUAUGUUAUUCAUGAACACCUGGAGCACUACACUAUAAUGCGCAAAUGGAUACUGACAUGGAUCCUGCCAACUUUGCUCUACAGAUCAUUCUUUCACAUUAUCUGUCUAGUGGGCACUAUAUCUUUAGCUUGCAAUGACAUGACUCCAGAGCAAAUGGCUACAAACGUGAACUGUUCCAGCCCAGAGCGACAUACAAGAAGUUAUGAUUACAUGGAAGGAGGGGAUAUAAGAGUGAGAAGACUCUUCUGUCGAACACAGUGGUAUCUGAGGAUUGAUAAACGAGGCAAAGUCAAAGGGACCCAAGAGAUGAAGAAUAACUACAAUAUCAUGGAAAUCAGGACAGUGGCAGUUGGAAUUGUGGCAAUCAAAGGGGUGGAAAGCGAAUACUACCUUGCAAUGAACAAAGAUGGAAAACUGUAUGCAAAGAAAGAAUGCAAUGAAGACUGCAACUUCAAAGAAUUAAUUCUGGAAAACCAUUACAACACCUAUGCGUCAGCUAAAUGGACAUAUAAUGGAGGAGAAAUGUUUGUUGCCUUAAAUCAAAAGGGAGUUCCUGUAAGAGGGAAAAAGACAAAGAAGGAACAAAAAACCGCCCACUUUCUUCCUAUGGCAAUAACCUAAUCAGAUAUGGUAUAUAAGAAACCAGUUCCAGCAGGGAGAUUUCUUAAGUGGACUGUUUUCUUUCUUUUUUCUUUUCUCUUCUUUCUGUUUUUUUAUUUUUUAUUUUUUAUUAAGUAACCAAGAAGGGCUGGAAAACUACUGAAAAACUGAUCAAGCUGGACUUGCGCAUUUAUGUUUAUUUUAAGAGACUGCAUUAAAUAAAGAUUUGAAAAAUAUACUCAAAAAUCCUAUUUAGUAACUGAAAGUUGUAAAAAUUGUAAAACUGGUUGUACAAUCAUGGUGAUAGUAAUAGUAAUGUUUCUUUCUUAAAUUAAUUUACCCUUAAGAGUAUGCUAGAUUUGAUUAUCUGAUAAUGAUUAUUUAAAUAUUCCUAUCUGCUUAUAAAAUGGCUGCUAUAAGAAUACUGAUGCAGAUGAUGUUAUAUAAGAUAUGUUAGACCCAAAGGCUGCUGGAAAUAUUUGUCAGAUGACCAAGCCAACACUAACUGCAGAAGGUGAGCAGUGUUUGAAAUGCUUUCUAGAGGAAAAAAAAAUAUGAUCCAUUGGAACUUUGAUCAGAAAAAGAUGAAAAUCAUAAAAAUUUCUAUUGUAAAAUUAAAUUAAGUAGGUAGUUUUACAGGAGUACAAGAUUAGAAUGUGCGUGUACCUAUUAACAGAGGCAACAUUUUCAGUGCUGCUCAGAUUGAAAGGGUAAUGCUACAAGGAUGUUUUCAAAAGUCUUGUAUAUAAAAUAGCAAUCAUGAUGAUAAUACUGUACUUCAUCUCCCUUCUCACAAAAUAACAGUCUAUGAUUCCUCAAAGUAAAAGUCAGAAAUCCUUAAGUUUUUCCAAGUAACAUAAUCUGUUUUUUUUGUAUAAUUCAUAUUUUGGAAUAUGGCUUUUAAUAUGGUUCUUCCCAUGAAUAAUCAUGCUUUUGACCUGUGAUUACAGCAUUAAACUCUAUUUUAAGUUGUA